AUGCACGAUAUUGUGCGGAACGAAUUUACAAAUAACGGCCACACCGUUGUCAUGAUAACGCACAGGUUACUCAGUGCCACUGAGAAUCUCCGCAAGAACCAGGAUACUAUUGUCCUGCUAUCCAAGGGAAAAAUCGAGAAAGUUGGCGAAUUCCAGGACGUCCUGGGAAUUGACAAGAUCACCGUCUAA
This is a messenger RNA of Colletotrichum spaethianum, 189 nucleotides long. RefSeq lists its product as uncharacterized. The record is from RefSeq and is a predicted model, not a curated record. The transcript has a single exon. The coding region runs from base 1 to 189 and encodes 62 amino acids. Lineage: Eukaryota; Fungi; Ascomycota; Sordariomycetes; Glomerellales; Glomerellaceae.